This is a messenger RNA of Racocetra persica, 269 nucleotides long. NCBI's taxonomy places the organism in Eukaryota, Fungi, Glomeromycota, Glomeromycetes, Diversisporales, Gigasporaceae. The record is from the annotation of a GenBank genome assembly.
CAAUGAAAGUUAGGCAAAAAGAAAUUUUAUGUUGGUAUUGUUACUAUAAAGUAUAUAAGGAUCGAAUCAAAGAUAUUAAGUGUAUAAAUAAGAUUGAUAAUCAAUCAGCAAGAACAUUGGUAUAUAAUGAGAUAAAAACACUUCUUCCGGAUAUCACCGAUGUAAACUUGCAUUCUAACUCUGAUGGUAGUGAGGAUGAGGAAAAUAUAGAUGAUAUCGAUAAAAAUGAUAAAUAUGAUAAUGAAACGAAUUCGAAAGAUUCAACUAAG